Molecule: messenger RNA, 654 nt
Organism: Lasiosphaeria miniovina
Lineage: Eukaryota; Fungi; Ascomycota; Sordariomycetes; Sordariales; Lasiosphaeriaceae
Exons: 3
Coding region: 1-654 (217 amino acids)
Source: RefSeq, a predicted model, not a curated record
AUGGCGCGUUUCUUCGUCACCGGAUCGUCAGAUGGCCUGGGAUUGGCGACAGCGAAGCACCUGGUCGCACAGGGCCGCCAGGUCGUGCUGCACGCGCGCAACGCAGACCGCGCCAGAGACGCGACAGCUGGAUGCCCCAGGUGCGACGCAGUGUUGACCGCGCCUGGCAAGUCGGGGCUGCCGAGCCUCUUCACAGUCGACACGCUCGCGCCGUACAUGCGCACAUGCCUGAUGGCUCGCCCAAAGAGGCUGGUGUUUAUCUCGUCGCCGUUGCACUCUGGCGGGCAGCACAACUUGGGCGGCACCGAGGGCGGCCGCGACAUCCGAGACUCGCACUACGGGGACAGCAAGGUGCACGUCAUGAUGCUCACCAAGGCGUCUGCGCGUCGCUGGCCCGACGUGCAGUGCUCCACUGCCGCUCCGGGAUGGGUACCAACCAAGGUGGGCGGCGAAUCGGCACCCGAUCGUCUGGAGGAUGCCGUCGACACCUUUGCGAUGGUUGCGCUGGAUGAGGGGCCGUCACCAUCGCAAAGCUAUUUCGAAUACUUCAAGGAGCAGAAGCCGAUAGCGGUGGCUGGAGACGUGGCACUGCAGGACCAGUUGCUGGCCGAGUUGAGCCGAAGAAGCGGUGUUCCUGUGCCCGAGGAACAAUAG